Molecule: messenger RNA, 914 nt
Organism: Paramisgurnus dabryanus
Lineage: Eukaryota; Metazoa; Chordata; Actinopteri; Cypriniformes; Cobitidae
Source: RefSeq, a predicted model, not a curated record
CUGCAAACAGGCAACAACAUCUCCUCUGAUUCCAGCUGAAAUCCCCAAACAUUGCUUAAAUGACUAGCCAGGUGAUCUCAACUGACAACGGUACAAUUCUUAUCCGAAUAAACCCACAGAUAGGUCAAGACGAUGCUGAAAAACAGGAUGAGAGAGCAUCUUAUCACAAUACGCUUCUUAAGGGGUUUCUUAAAGUACAACCAAAGACAUUGGGGACUGUCCAGAUAAUGAUUGGUGUGGUGUUUUUUUUUUUUGGUUUUGGGAUCACCUACAAAAGAUAUGACGGGCACAAAAUGUUGACUAACAGUGGCAUAGCCCGCUGGGCAUCCCUCAUUUACAUCACUGCUGGUUCUCUGUCUGUUGGUGCGGAAAAUAAACUCCAUCCCUAUUUGGUGAAAGCUUCGCUUGGAUUGAACGUAUGCAGUGCCGUAACUGCAGGGAUAGCCAUUAUUAUAUCGGCUGCAGAUUUAGGAUUAGACUGCCCUUGGCUUCGUUGUCCCUUUUCAGAUACUGAGUGGGCCACUGGAGCAGUACUGGUGUUCUCCAUCCUUCAGUUAAUCAUCUCUGUCUGCAUCUCAGCUUUUGCCUGCAAAACCACCUGCUGCACUACAGUGGUCAAUGUUUCAUUAAACCAGUCCCUCGUAAGGAGUUCUGAUUGUGUAGCUGAUCCAGCUGAUUGUGUAGCUGAUCCAGCUGAUUGUGUAGCUGAUCCAGCUGAUUGUGUAGCUGAUUGUGUAGCUGAUCCAGCUGAUUGUGAUUCGACAGCAGUUUAGCUUUGCUGGCGACUGGCGUAUUCCUGUGGGCGGAGAACAUCUAAAUUUACGAGACUCCAUCAACUCAACAUCUGAGUCCUCGGUUUGAAAGAAGACCAACAAAAAGAAGCCCAGCAGCAAAAACAACAAAACAUUUGCAAC